Drosophila grimshawi is the source of this 1388-nucleotide messenger RNA. RefSeq lists its product as uncharacterized. Lineage: Eukaryota; Metazoa; Arthropoda; Insecta; Diptera; Drosophilidae. Bases 1 to 1281 code for a protein of 426 amino acids. The transcript is spliced from 3 exons. The record is from RefSeq and is a predicted model, not a curated record.
AUGUCGUCGAGAAAUCAACAAACAAAUGAUGAGAAGAUCAAACUGCCUGACUGGCUAAGGGCAGAACUAUUUGAGAACUUGCUGAAAGAAACUAUUGAACAUUUUAAGGCAAUAAAAGCGUUUAAAGCGGUACCCGGAACAAAACCUGGCGAUAAUUACGCCACGGUUAUGCUGCGAAUCGAGUUGGAGGUGGAAUUAAAAGAUAACACAACUAAAUCCAUAACGUACAUGCUGAAAAUUCCACAUGUCUCGGAGGCAUAUCAAGAUACCUUUGGAAAAGCCAAGCAUAGCAUAUUUGAUAUUGAACGGGAAGUCUUCACUAUAUAUGUAGAGGAGCUCAAGCAGAUUUACCGGGAUGUUGGCCUGCAGAUUGAGUUUGGUGCCAAGUGCUAUAAGUUGGACAUUCCAUAUGAACAUGUGCUGCUAGAGGAUCUAAAACCUUUGGGCUUUCAACCUGUUAAUCGUCAGGCAGGCCUCGAUGAGGAGCAUACCCUGGAUGUGCUCACAAAACUGGCUCAGUGGCAUGCAGCUUCGGUCGUUCGGGUAGCCACAAUUGGUCCCUAUCCCAAACAUAUAUCGGGGGGAAUUCUCAAUGAGGAUGGCAAGUGUGUGAUAAGCAAAAUGACCGACGAAAUGUUACCCUACGUGCUUAAGGCCUUAGAAUCAAUUGAGGGACAUGAGGCGUACUACGAGGACAUUAAAAGUUUGGGUGGCCAAAUUACGGAAAACAUUUUGCAAGCUGGCGUAGUCGAUCCCAAUGAGUUCAAUGUUUUGAAUCAUGGCGAUUGCUGGCUGAGCAAUAUGAUGUUCCGUUAUGAUCAGAAUACAGGCCAGCUAUUGGAUUCGUAUCUGGUCGACUUUCAAAUGUGUAACUAUAGCAGCGUUGCAUUUGACUUGCUUUAUUUCCUGAUAUCAUCACCCAAACUGGAGCUGAAAGUAAAUAAAUUCGAUUAUUUUGUAAAGCAGUACUACGAUCAGCUGAUAAAACAUCUAAAGCUAUUGAAUUACACUAAAAAGCUACCCGAUCUAGCUGAUAUACACACAACACUUAUACAGAAAGGCAUUUGGGGGUAUAUGACGACUUUUGGUGUUUUGGCAGGCAGUGCGUUGGAACCUACUGAAACAGCUAGUUUUGAUAAUCUAUUUUCCGAUACGCCCGAAGGAGACGCAUUUAGAACUCUUCUAUAUUCUGGUAAGGUCUACAAGGAACACGUCAAGGUUAUCCUGCCUUGGCUACAGAAUCGGGGAGCUCUCCAGUCCCGCAUUCGCAAUGAUAACUAAUCAUUAAUUAUAUUUUAACUUUGUUCAAAUUCAAAUUUUGUUUCUAAGAAUUGUAAUAUAAAUGUACUAAAAAGAAUGCCUUAAUAAAAUUAAAUUCAUCAAAAAAA